AUGGCAGAAGCUAUAGGUCUCGCUUCUGGGCUGCUGACUUUGGCUACUUUUGCUUUCCAGUCCAGCGUCACACUAUAUGAGACGAUAAAGAGCUUCAGUUCUCACACGAAACGCGUACGCGACCUGCUAGAGGAGCUAGAGGCUUUAAUCGAAGUUCUAGGCCCCCUCAAUGACUUGGUCACGACUACGACAGAUACGGGCCUUUCGGCGCUCAAUCUUCCUCUCAAACGAUGUGGUGACUCUUGCAACGACUUUGAACGGGAACUUCUGAAAUGUUUAUCGCGGUCUGGUGGUAAUCGGACAAGUUUUCGUGAUUGGGCUCGAUUAAGGUAUAUGAGUGAUGAUAUCGAUGGGUUCAGACGACUGCUCGCUGGGUACAAACUGACUAUAAAUAUUGCCCUCACUGACGCGAACCUUCGCAAAUCUUCCAUUACCGCCGAAAAUCUUGAAAUCCAAAAAACCCUGAUCGAAACCGCCAAAGGUGACCUUGAGGCUCAUCUUGAGAGUAUAGAUGAAAAGCUUGAACAAAUAGUCGGACGCACUGUGACGGAGUCCGAUUCAGAUACGUCGGAACUGCGACUGAUGCAGGAGGAGCGGUUGAGCACAGAAAAAUGCCUCCAAAUUUGUGCCAGUUUAUCUGAGCACCUCGAUCAGAUUCAACUCAAGGAUGAUUCUGCUACUUCAGUUAAUUCAGAUCCAACACCUGAGAGGAUCACCAACGAGGGUCUACAGGAAUGCAAGGAAAGCCUGGCUUCAACGGCUUCGAGACUGGAGAAGCAUAUGCAGGAUCUUCUGGACCGAAUGUUGGUAAAGUCACAAGCGAGAAUGACAUCUGACGAGGAAAUUGCGGAUUUGACAAGAUUGCGAGAUGAGUGGGAGACGACCCGUCAAUGCAUGGAUAUCUGCUCUAGGGCAGACAACCACUUGAAAGCAAAUGUAACCACCAUUGAGAACUAUGGCACUGGUGAUGCUUUACAGUUCAUGGUUUCUACGAACGGAAAGGUUAUUCAUGGUAAAAACCGGGGCCUUGGAUGGAGGAAUAGACAAGUUGGAGGUCAUCUCAGCGAUACCUCUCUUCAGCAAUUAUCUCGGGAUAUGAGUAGCAUCAACUUCCGGGGUGUUGCAAAUGAAGAACCAUCGUUGCAAGAGAUUCCGACACCUGGUCCUGUUGAUGACAAGCUUCCAAUUAGACCAGAAUACAGUGAACGGUAUGGGCGAGGAUAUAAACUCACACCUAAAUCUUCUCCAGGCCAAUCCAUGAAUUCUACAAGGCUAUCAGGGGCCUGA
Molecule: messenger RNA, 1287 nt
Organism: Talaromyces proteolyticus
Lineage: Eukaryota; Fungi; Ascomycota; Eurotiomycetes; Eurotiales; Trichocomaceae
Exons: 2
Coding region: 1-1287 (428 amino acids)
Source: RefSeq, a predicted model, not a curated record